AUGCCCAUGUCUUCCAGAGACCUGCGUCCUGGACACCAUCACUUUGGCUCCUUCAGCCCCUUGAGCCAGCUCUGGCCUGGUCCAGAGCCUCCAUCAGUCAAGGGCCUUUACUACAGCAGGGCCCGGAAGGUGGGCACCCUGGAUGCCUCUCCAGAGGCCGACCUGAAGAAGGAGAUCCUGGUGAAUGUGGGUGGCCGGCGAUACCUACUGCCCUGGAGCACCCUGGAUGCUUUCCCGCUGAGCCGCCUGAGCAGGCUUCGGCUGUGUCGCAGCUAUGAGGAGAUCAUACAACUCUGUGAUGACUAUGAUGAGAACAGCCAGGAGUUCUUCUUUGACAGAAGCCCCAGCGCCUUCGGGGUGAUUGUGAGCUUCCUGGCUGCGGGAAAGCUGGUGCUUCUGCGGGAGAUGUGCGCACUGUCCUUCCGUGAGGAGCUGAGCUACUGGGGCAUCGAGGAAGCCAACCUGGAACGCUGCUGCCUGCGCAAGCUCAUGAAGAAGCUGGAGGAGGUGGCUGAGCUGCGCCGGGAGGAGGCUGUGCAGCGCCAGCAGCAGCGCCAGGCCUGCCACUCCGAAGUGCACACUUCGCGAUGGGCCCGCAGCAUGAACCAGCUGCGUGAGAUGGUGGAGGACCCACAGUCAGGGCUGCCCGGGAAAGUCUUUGCCUGCCUCUCCAUUCUCUUCGUGGCCACCACAGCUGUCAGUCUGUGUGUGAGCACCAUGCCCGACUUCAGGGCUGAGGAAGACAAGGGAGAAUGCACGAGAAAGUGCUACUACAUCUUCGUGGUGGAGACCAUAUGUGUGGCCUGGUUCUCACUGGAGUUCUGUCUGCGUUUUGCCCAAGCCCGGAACAAAUGUCAGUUCUUCCGUGGGCCCCUGAACGUCAUUGACAUUCUAGCCAUCUCUCCAUACUAUGUGUCGCUCGUGGUGUCUGAGGAAUCUCCGGAGGCAGGAGAGAGGCUGAGUGGCAGCUCUUACCUGGAGAAAGUGGGGUUGGUGCUGCGUGUUUUGCGGGCACUACGUAUUCUUUAUGUGAUGCGCCUUGCCCGCCACUCUCUGGGGCUGCAGACACUGGGCCUCACCGUGCGCCGCUGUGCCAGGGAGUUUGGCCUUCUGCUGCUCUUCCUGGGUGUGGCGGUCACCCUCUUUUCCCCUUUAGUCUACGUGGCUGAGAAUGAGUCCGGAAGGGUCCUAGAGUUUACCAGCAUCCCUGCGUCCUACUGGUGGGCCAUCAUCUCCAUGACCACAGUGGGCUAUGGGGACAUGGUCCCUCGCAGUGUUCCGGGCCAGAUGGUGGCCCUGAGCAGCAUUCUUAGUGGUAUCCUCAUUAUGGCCUUCCCAGCUACAUCCAUCUUUCACACCUUCUCCCACUCCUACCUGGAGCUGAAGCGAGAGCAGGAGCAGAUCCAGGCCCGACUCCGGCGUCUUCAGAACACAAACUCAGCCAGCGAAAGGGAGCUCCUGAGCGAUGUGGAUGAUCUGGUCCCUGAGGGCGCCUCCCCCAUCCGCUAUGUGUAACUCCUACAACCUUAGGAAUGCGCAAUAAGUUCAACCCAUCCCAUGACUGAGACAAGCUCCUGAACCUCUCCUCUCUGGUGGACCAUCUGUGAGAGUGUCCCCAGAAUACUGACUGACUUCCAAAGCAGGAAAGGUGCCAGGCCAUACGGCCAUGGGUGUGAUCCUGGGCACAUCCCUUGUCCUUUCCCUGGCUCCUUGCCAGAUACUGGGCACAGCCCAUCUUGGCAGGCUGGGUCAGUGUCCCUGUAUUCUUUUCCCUUUCUUGCAGACUGUGUUAUUCCACCCUGGUUUCUGGAUGCUCUUUGAACUGACCACCACUAAUAGCCAAAUACAGAGUCUGCAGAUUUCCAUCUUCUCCCCCCAGACUCCUUGUCCUGGUCCAUGCCACCCCUGGGAAUCAGAGAGCUCUAGCACUGAGACCUGCUCAAAGCUCCAUGCAUCCUGCAAGGCUUCCAGGAGGAUUGUGUGCUGUCUUAGUUUCUGCUGCUGCCAACUGAACUUCCAGAUGCAGCAGAAGCACCCACUGCUCUAGCAGCUCU
This is a messenger RNA of Phodopus roborovskii (desert hamster), 2054 nucleotides long. It is a transcript of the gene Kcng4, whose product is annotated as potassium voltage-gated channel modifier subfamily G member 4. Gene Ontology annotation, biological process: potassium ion transmembrane transport; protein homooligomerization. NCBI's taxonomy places the organism in Eukaryota, Metazoa, Chordata, Mammalia, Rodentia, Cricetidae. Gene Ontology annotation, cellular component: membrane; voltage-gated potassium channel complex. Bases 1 to 1515 code for a protein of 504 amino acids. Gene Ontology annotation, molecular function: delayed rectifier potassium channel activity. The record is from RefSeq and is a predicted model, not a curated record. The transcript has 2 exons.